AAUCGAGACCAGGGGAGCAUUUAAUAAAAAAAACUGCGGACUGGGCCACUGUAAUCACUAACGUGUUUAAACCGGCCUCCACGUCCCCGUUUUGUGUCGUUUUAAGGAUUCGCUGCUCCCUUUUCAUCGGCGUCUCCUCAGUCGUCGCCUGAGCGCGCUGCAGACUGAGAGGCCCGUUCCACCGCUAUAAUAUAUAAGUAGGCGUCGGGGCUCCAUGAUAUUAUGACACAUGGAUUAACAGAGGGGUUCUGCUCUUUUACGGGUCACCCGUCGGUCUCGGGCAGCUCCUAGAAGAAGAUGCCCCAUUCUCCCUGCGCUCGAGGAGUCUUCGCUGCCUUGUGGGGGAGUGGGUUACAUCCUGUGGCGUUUCCUGUGUUUGUAAACUAGACGCUAUUGAAAACGUCGGGCGAGUGAAGCGGAGAGUUUUAAUGCUAGAUGAGUGAGGUGGGUGUGGCUUCCCACCAGCCCGACCAUCCUGACUGACGGAUCUCUGGAUGACCUUGUCCCCACCCCUGUCCGUGCGCUCACAUACACCACAGCCAUGUCACAUCUGCCCAGCAGCUCAGUCCGCGACCAUAUGAAAUGGGCGGGGCUGCUUGGCUGCGAAGCUGUCCUCUCUAGUAUGGCCCUGAUGCAGGCCAGCACUAUGGCUGCUCCACCCAAAAAAAUGAUAGCUCCCCUUGGCCAUGCACCUCCACAGAGGGAGGGACCUGACCGUGCUCCCCAGAGUCAUAUGAUCCUUCCGUCAGGAAUGAGCUGCCCACCACUGCUUAUCCGGAAGGAAGGUGAAUUCCAAGCUCCCCGCCUACUGGAUGAGAAGGAGAUGAGGGCCAACGAGGACAUGCAGCAGAAAAAAAAGAACAGGAAAUCAGUAACGCCCUGUAAAGUGAGGGAGCAAGAAGGAAGGGGAGGGAAGGGCACAGAUGAGAAUGGCCCAUCAUCUAAAGUGCAGAAAAACUUCAUUUGUGAUCACUGUUACGGUGCGUUUAGGAGCGGAUACCACCUGAAGAGACACAUCCUCAUUCACACAGGGGAGAAGCCGUAUGCUUGUGCCAUAUGUGACAUGAGGUUUAUUCAGCGUUACCACCUGGAGAGACACAGCCUCAUUCACACGGGGGUGAAGCCGUACGCUUGUUCCAUGUGUGACAUGAGGUUUUUCCAGCGUUACCACCUGGAGAGACACAGACUCACUCAUACGGGGGUGAAGCCGUACGCUUGCUCCAUGUGUGACAUGAGGUUCUUCCAACGUUAUCAUCUGGCAAGACACAGCCUCACUCAUACUGGGGUGAAGCCAUACGCUUGCUCCAUGUGUGACAUGAGAUUUUUUCAACGCUACCACUUGGCAAGACACAGCCUCACUCACACGGGGGUGAAGCCAUAUGCUUGCUCCAUGUGUGACAUGAGAUUUUUCCAGAGAUACCACCUGGCAAGACACACUCUCACCCAUACGGGGGUGAAGCCAUACGCUUGCUCCAUGUGUGACAUGAGGUUCUUCCAGCGUUACCAUUUGGCAAGACACAGCCUCACUCAUACUGGGGUGAAGCCAUAUGCUUGUACCAUGUGUGACAUGAGGUUUAUACAACGUUACCAACUGGAGAGACACAGUCUUACGCAUACAGGGGUGAAGCCGUACGCUUGCACCAUGUGUGACAAGAGGUUUUUUCAGCGCUACCACCUGGCGAGACACAGCCUCACUCAUAUGGGUGUGAAACCUUAUGCUUGCACCAUGUGUGACAUGAAGUUUUUUCAGCGUUACCACCUGGCGAGACACAGCCUCACUCAUACGGGUGUGAAACCUUAUGCUUGCACCAUGUGUGACAAGAGGUUUUUUCAGCGCUACCACCUGGCGAGACACAGCCUCACUCAUAUGGGUGUGAAACCUUUUGCUUGUACCAUGUGUGACAUGAGGUUUGUUCAGCGUUACCACCUGGCGAGACACAGCCUCACCCAUACGGGUGUGAAACCUUAUGCUUGCACCAUGUGUGACAAGAGGUUUUUUCAGCGCUACCACCUGGCGAGACACAGCCUCACUCAUAUGGGUGUGAAACCUUAUGCUUGCACCAUGUGUGACAUGAGGUUUGUUCAGCGUUACCACCUGGCGAGACACAGCCUCACUCAUACGGGGGUGAAGCCAUAUGCUUGUUCCAUGUGUGACAUGAGGUUUAUUCAGCGUAACCACCUGGAGAGACACAGCCUCACUCAUACGGGGGAGAAGCCAUUUGCUUGUGACAUGUGUGAUAUGAGGUUUAUCCAGCGCUACCACCUUGAGAGACACAAGCGUGUCCAUAGUGGGGAGAAGCCUUACCAGUGUGAACGGUGCCAGCAGAACUUUUCACGGACAGACCGGCUGCUGCGGCAUCGGCGGUUGUGCCAAGGCCGCAGCGUAGCCAAAGUAGAGAACCAGCCAUGUUGUGAACCACGCCCAUAUGCCCAGGAACCUCCACCCGCACCACCAACCUGGAGCCCUCUCCACCCCCCUCCGGGCCGCCUGGCAGUCUGACAUUCCGCCUUCCCUGCAUCCACAGCACCGCCAGCGAUGGGACAAGCCACAGGGUUUCUUCUUUUCAGCUCUGUGCUUAGCGGCACCACACUCUAGCACAGGCUGAUCUCGCAGCUCCAGUCUCUGAACUACUAAUGGCAGAGGGACAUUUGUGCUUUUAUUUUGUUAACUUUUUACUGUUUCCUUUUAUUCCCAGUUUUUUAAGACAAGUUUUCUGUGAUGACUAGUGGUCCUGUUUUUGUACUUAACCUGUUUGAGUUUUGCAAAAAAAAAAAAAAAGAACUGUUAUCUGCAUUUAAUGGUACUUGUGGGGAUGGGUGGCGACUAUUGUUGGUCCUGACAUGUCAGCGGGAGACUGGGAUGAAGUGGUGAGGAUGUGUAUUCGAGCAUCUUCCUGUUUUUUGUGGCCCGUUUAUGCUCAAGAAGAAUAUCACUGCUCAGAAUCAAUAAACCUGAACUUUACAUCCAAUUAUUGCAGAAAUAAAUCUGUUGGUGUCCUGUGGAUCUGCUACAUACACAUAAGAGGACUUAUGAGUAUUGAAUUGUUUUUACUAUUACCUAUUUGCAUUUUUCAAUGGGACUUGAGUGAGAAUUCUCUGUGCAGUAAAGGGGCCAAGAGAAACAAAAGAAAGUAAUGGAAAUUGGGCUCAAAUUCAGUUUUGUGUCCUGAGAAAACCUGAGUAAUGUGAGCAUGUUUAUUAAAACGAUAUAACCGUUUUACCUGACUGUAAUGCCGGACUUCCAAGAAUUGGAGGAUGAGGCAACCUGCAGCCGCCCGGGUGUGUGUGCUCACCCUGUUAUGUCUGGAAGACUCAGGAAAUGGCGCAGCAUGGCAUCCUUAGCAAGUCCUCCUCUCGAGUUGUGCUAUUGUGCUUACAGUUGUGCGUGCGUGUGUGUGUGUAUAUAUAGAUAUAUACAGAGCUCUCCAGUACCUACCAGAAAGCUGUUCCUCCUGACUCUGUCCACAGGGUCUGGUUUAAAACAGUGCAAGUCGGCCACUCAGUACCAUUAGAUUUGUACAGAUUCUUAUGAGUUUACCGGGGGUAUACAAAAUCUUGUGGCCUUAGUGUAUUUUCUUUUUUUUUUUUUUUGUUCAUUUGUUUAUUUUUCUCGGCUAUUAUUAUUUUAUUGUGGAUCAGAUGUAUUUACUAAAACAAGACAGCCUUUCAUCAAAUCUUAUUUUUUAAUUUGUUGGGUCCUAAAGCUGUCAUAGUUACAGAAUGUUGAUGGCUUCAGUAGUGCUACAGCAGACAGUCGGCUGUCCAGGGGCUGGGUCAUUGGCACUGAUUACAGUGUAACAGUAAAUAAUCCUGAAGGAGGUCCUGGUCCUUGUUAGAAGUCAGUUGUGCUAAAUUUCCUUCCCACUGCAGUGCAUUGGCCUGCCUGAGGCCACGGCAGAAUCAACACAUGCUUGACUCUGCUACACACUAACAAUUGCCUUUUUUUAUCCAAAUAUUAUGUGGUUGGUGUGUUAUAAUGGAUGUCUGUCAUGUCAUUGGGUUUAGCCUUAAGUACGUGCGGCUACAUAAAUAAUCAUUGUAGUACUAAAUGAUAUUGUAACAAACUGUUUCUAUUAACUUUGGUCGUACUGUGUGCAGGUCAGGGCAGUUGUUGCCUGUUGAAGAAUUUCUCAAACUUGAUCCUUUCUGUGACGGGUGAGGUCCACUGGGCGGAGCGUAAUUGGACAUAUCAUGGCAUCUCAACUGAUCUCUGAUAACACGACAAGGAACAAAUGACUGAAACCUUCAGGGGACUACAGUUUUCAUGUAGAUCCUGAGUUCGAAUCAUUUUAAGGCCUUUGAAUGUGGCAAUGGGAUCCCAGUGUUUUUGAUCUGGUGUGUUUAAGUCCAGAUGUUUUGUUUCCAUACAAAUGACUGGCACAUUUGGGACAAAUGUGCCAGUCAUUUGUUUAUUUUGUUUUUGUUUUUACCAGAAGUAUUACUAAGAAGGUGUCUUUAAUGGUGCAUUGAUAUCAGAGCAGUGUUGCACGAUGGUUAAAUGCGUGCACAAAGAUGGGACAGCUUGAUCUGAACUAAAACCCUGCAGUAGUCAUGGGGCCAAGUUUGAGAAAUGAAAGGCUAUUCUCUGCAAACUCAACUCCCAAACUGUGGAAGGCUGGCGCGAGCACAUAUUUAAAAUGGCUAAAGGGCAAUACAGUAUAUAGUUGGUGUCUCUUGUUAAUAACUUUUUUUGUCAUUUAUUGUUUUUAGUAUUACCAAUCUCAUUGUUAUAAUGCAAUAGAAUCCUUGAGUCUCGAAUCAUGUGUUUAUAAGAUUGAGGUUUUAAUUUUUUUCAGACCGAUUCGAGGAUUGAUGUGUCUGAAAACGUCUCAUCACAUUUUGAUGAUUGUUUCAAGGACCUUUUUUAUUCUGAUACAAUUGUAAACACUGGAGUGAAAGGAAAAAAAAAGACAAAAAAAGAAAUAUGGGUAUUUUUUUCCUUCAGACUGUACUAGACUGUAGGUUUUAGACAAAGCCUGUUUCUCCUCAACAUGACACGGACAAUGGACAGAACAAUUUGGAUCAGUACAGUUGAGAGCCCAGUAUGUUCAGUUAUUUUGAGGUAGUAGUACCACAAGAAAAUGUUUUUUUUCUUACACAAAGUCCCUGGUAUUUGUAGUAAAUUAUAUUGAUAAUGGUAUUAGAUGAACAACAGCAUAACAGUAGCUAUCACAGAUUAGUUGGUUUCUUUAUUAGUCUUGCAUGCAGAGUUAUGGUCCUCAGUUACGAUAGGAUCUUGAUAUUGAUUAUUUUGUGUAGGAGAACAAGUGCAUAAAAGUAACUUCCUAAAAAUGAUAAAAUGAUCAUUGUACAAUGGGCUAACUAAUAUGUACCCUUGUGAUCCAAUUAGUUUCAACAGUAUGAAAAUCAGAGGAGAGGCUUCUUACUAUUACGCUGAAAUAAAAGAAUUUGUAAAGGA
This is a messenger RNA of Betta splendens (Siamese fighting fish), 5419 nucleotides long. RefSeq names its product zinc finger protein 740a (gene znf740a). NCBI's taxonomy places the organism in Eukaryota, Metazoa, Chordata, Actinopteri, Anabantiformes, Osphronemidae. Bases 542 to 2500 code for a protein of 652 amino acids. The transcript has 21 exons. The record is from RefSeq and is a predicted model, not a curated record. Gene Ontology annotation, cellular component: nucleus. Gene Ontology annotation, biological process: regulation of transcription by RNA polymerase II. Gene Ontology annotation, molecular function: DNA-binding transcription factor activity, RNA polymerase II-specific; RNA polymerase II cis-regulatory region sequence-specific DNA binding.